AUGUGUGGAAUUUGGUGCAUAUUUGGUUCAACAGUUGAUACUCAUCAACAAAUUCCAGGAUGUUUUAAUAUCGCUCAUCGUGGUCCUGAUUGUUUUCGAUUUGAGAAUGUUAAUCAUUUUUCAAGAUGUGUUUUUGGUUUUCACCGUUUAGCAAUUGUUGAUGAUAUUUAUGGCAUGCAACCAAUGCGUAUUCAUGCACUACCACACAUAUGGAUGAUUUAUAACGGUGAAAUUUAUAAUUUCCGACAGACACAAAAAAAAUUUGGUUAUCAAUUUGAAACAUCAUGUGAUGGAGAAAUUUUAAUUCAUUUAUAUAAUGAUAAAGGUGCACGUUUUAUGUGUGAACAACUUUAUGGUGUUUUUGCUUUUGUAUUGUUUGAUACAAAAGAACGAAAAAUAUUUGUUGGUCGAGAUACAUUUGGUGUUCGACCUUCUUUUCGUAUCUUUACUGAAUGUGGAUUUUUAGCUGUUUCAUCCGAAGCCAAAGGACUUGAAGGUUUAACAGUAGCAUCAAAUCAACAAUUAAAAGCUGAAGCUUUCGAACCUGGUACAUAUGAAGAAUAUAAAUUAGAUGAGAAUGAAAAAGUUGAAUUUAUUAAAAAGGAACGUUUUCAUUGUAUUGGAACAUUUCCAAAAUAUGAUGUUAAUGUUACUUUAACAGAUGAUAUAUCAUUAAAUAUUCGUUCAUAUCUUACCAAUGCCGUUCAAAUGCGUUUAAUGUCACAUCGACGUAUUGGUUGUAUGUUAUCAGGUGGUCUUGAUUCAAGUUUAAUUGCUGCUUUAACUGUACAAGAAGCUCGAAAACAAGGUAUUACUUAUCCAAUUCAAACAUUUUCUAUUGGAAUGGAUGAAGAAAGUCCUGAUUUAAUUGCUGCACGAAAAGUAGCAAAACAUUUAGGUACUGAACAUCAUGAAAUACGUUUUACAGCUGAUGAUGCAAUAAAUUAUUUAAAAAAUAUAAUCAAGUCACUUGAAUCAUAUGAUAUAACAACAAUUCGAGCAUCAAUUGGAAUGUAUUUUGUAUCAAAAUAUAUUCAAGAAAAAACUGAUACUGUUGUUAUUUUAUCUGGCGAAGGCGCUGAUGAAGUUUGUCAAGGUUAUAUUUAUUUUUAUCGACAACCAACACCAGAAGAAGGUGAUAAAGAAAGUCGUCGUCUUUGUCAAGAUCUUUAUCUCUAUGAUGUACUUCGUGCUGAUCGUACAACAGCUGCACAUGGACUUGAAUUACGUGUACCAUUUCUCGAUCAUGCAUUUACAUCUUAUUAUCUUUCAUUACCAGCAAGUGAACGAGCACCAACAAAAGAACGAGCUGAAAAAUAUCUUUUAAGAAAAGCAUUUGAUGAUCUUGAUUUGAUACCAUCAGAAAUUCUUUGGCGACCAAAAGAAGCUUUUUCGGAUGGUGUUGCUGCGAAGAAAAAAUCACUUUUUCAAUACAUGCAAGAAUAUGCUGAAACACAAGUCUCUGAUGCUGAUCUUCAACGUGCUUCUACUUUAUAUCCAACCAAUACACCAAAGACUAAAGAAGCAUUUUUAUAUCGUUCAAUAUUUGACAAAUAUUAUCCUGGUCAACAACAUCUUACACCAUAUAUGUGGCUUCCAAAAUGGUGUGGUGACCAAACAGAUCCAUCAGCACGUGUUCUUAACCAUUACAAAGAACAACAAGGCGAUGCAAAUAAAUCUUAA
Rotaria sp. Silwood2 is the source of this 1683-nucleotide messenger RNA. The record is from the annotation of a GenBank genome assembly. NCBI's taxonomy places the organism in Eukaryota, Metazoa, Rotifera, Eurotatoria, Philodinida, Philodinidae.